Chironomus riparius is the source of this 3489-nucleotide messenger RNA. NCBI's taxonomy places the organism in Eukaryota, Metazoa, Arthropoda, Insecta, Diptera, Chironomidae. The record is from the annotation of a GenBank genome assembly.
AAAGUUUUCAGUCAGUGAAUCAACAAGAAUUCAGUUUAUCUUUGAAGCGCGGUACAAAAAGGUCAAGAAAGCUGAAAAUAAAAGAAUUUCUAUUUUGAUAGAGAACGUGCGAGUGAUUAAAAAUAUUUUCUUUAGCGAUGCCUAAUCGGAAAGCAAUUACAGUGAUUUUGUGAUGAAUAUGGUGUAAAUGAAUUAGUGAAUGAAUUGUAAAUUUACACAGGGGGUUGUUCAUAAAUGACGUUUGACACUAAAUUAGAUUUUUUGUCCCUCACCCUUCUCCCAAAUGUCUUACAAAUUAAUUAUAUAAAUUCAUGCAAAUGUGACAUUGACAGAAUUCUCCCAAAAAGAGGAACCAUCAUUUAUGAACAAACCCUAUAGGAACUGUCGAUAACUGACAGAGUGAAAAUGCAUCUUACCUCGACAUUCACACUUACACAGUAAUUAGUGUUUGAAGACGAAAAUAAAAAGAUUUUCGUGAAUGUAAAGUGCAUUUUACAAUUUUCAAUGUUUUGCUGCCAUCGUGAUAAUCAUUUCAAGUCAAUCGUUUAAAUAGAUCGAACGUGAAUUCUAUCCCGGUAGAAUUAAUUUCAUCAUCGGAACUGACUCAUUCUUAGAAAUAUUACUAAGAGAAUAUUUUUUCUAUCUUUGAUUUGAUUUUAACGCCAUAAGUGACCUUCCAUACUGUUAUAAAUAAUUUAGCAAGUAAUAAAGUGGAUUUAAAGGAACGACAAAAAGACUUUUUUCGUGAUCAUUUCUUCUCCAUCUUUUUUUGUGUUGAUUAUGCAAUAAGCUGAGACUGCAAAAAAAUAAAUAAAAUUCAAUUAUAAUAAGACUGUCGAAUACAAGAAAAUGAAUGGAAGAGAAGACUUUGGUCCAUUAGUGGACGUCCUGGUAGCAUGUGUGGGUGCAAUGGACGUAAUUUCAGUUGUCGCCAUAGUUUACAAUCUGGCCAGUUACAACAAUCUAUCAAUGGAUAUUAAUAAUAAUGAAGUCAAGGUAACACAAGAUAAAAGUCAACAUGCUGAGACAAAUGACACAUUGUCACGUAGUAAGGAUAGUGGAAUUCCAUUAGUAGUUGUUGAUUCUUCGAAAGUUGACGGUGACGUAAUCGAUUCCCUUGUUACAAAAGUCAAUGCACUGAAUGAGAAAGUAGCUGAACUUGUUAUACGUUCUCGCGAGAACUCAAUGGAACGCUUUCUCGAUGCAGAGCGUGAACGUUAUCGACGCUCUCGUAGUCCAUCACCAAUAAAUCGUGAUGAUGAAGAUUCGAGUACAUUUUUAGAACAUGAAAAUGACGAUGAGAAUGAAAAUGAGGGAAAAUCACAUGGCAAUGCUGAAUAUGAUUAUCAUCUAUCUAAAGGUAUCACGCGGGACGAUGAAUUUAGGAAAACAAUUAAACGUUCGUCACAGGUGUCAUCGCAGCAUGAGUCACGUGAAGAAGAAUUGGCACGACUUACAGAGAUUGAAGCGGAAGAGAUGAAUAAUAUGGAUGAUUUUGUCCCAAUAACAUACCACAAUGACGAGUAUGAUGACAAUAUUAUAGAAACAAUAGAGGAAAUGCCAACAUGUCCGAUUCACGGUAAGAUAGAAGAGAUUCUGGCAUCUGGAAGUAGCGAGAAACCAUUAGAAGAGAUUGAGAAAACCACAGAGAUUUCAGUUGGAGAUGCCAAGUCACAGAAUGAAAAUAAAAUGCAGACUAAAUUUGAUAUAAAUGAGAAUUUCAUUAAAAUGGAAAAGGCUGCUCUACAACAGCAAGCAAGCACAGCACGUAUGCUUAUGAAGCAAGGUAAUGUCGGAUCUAACGACUUUCCUGACGAAACAAUAAACGAAAUAAUCUCAAAAAGAGAUGAGAACAUAACGACUGAAUCAAAAAUUGUAGAAGAUGUCUUAAUCAAGGCACACGUUGAAGAAUCUCCAAAACUCGAAAACUUUCCAAAAUCUCUUGAAAUCACAUCAUCGACAAAUGAGGUCACUUCCGAAUUGAUUUCUUCACUUGAGGACACUCAAAAGGUUAACAUGACAAAUGUUGAAGAAUUCUCAAAAGUAGAUGUUGAGCCAUCCAUAAUGGUGCGUAGUUAUGCUGAUGUGCUUACAACAAACGAGAUUAUUGAUGAGAAUGUAACAGAAUUAAAGAAUGAGAAUCAAGUGCCGGUUGUGGAAGUUAUCAGUGAACCACAAAGUGUUAUUGGAAGUUUAAUGGAGGUCAAUGUAAAUCCGACAUCAAAUUACUCGCUCGGAUCUACGGCAACACCCUCAAUGAGCAGUUACAGCAAUACGAAUUUAAAUAUGUCGAUGUCAUCAUUACAGAAUAAGAGUGAAAAUAUCUCAUUGGCAUCAUCUGCGCUCGAUAAUGAUUUUGCAGUACGAAGAAGAACACCCGACCCCGACGUAAGUAUUUCAAUUUUACAACAUGAUGCUGACGAAAUAAGCAUAGAAAAUGAAUUGCUCAACAUUACUUCACCAUCGUCAUCUGGUGAAGGAUUAAAGAGAUCGAAACGUUGCAUUAAUUCACUCGAUCGAAGUGCUAGUCGUAGCUCAUUAAGAUUAAGUCAUUCAAGGAAGAGCAAAAGUCCAUCUGUGGCUAGUCAAGAAGAUUAUAAAGAAUGGUUCGAUAGAUUCGAUAAUCAUCUUUCAUCGGAACUAACUGUACAGGAAAAUGAUGACGAUGAGCUUUUCAAUUCGGACCUGGAAGAAGAACUUUUAAUCGGUGCUGAGGAUGGAAAUUUAGAUGGUUCUGAAAUAUGCAAUAUUGAUGAUGCCAAAGGUAAUGGAGACGUAUCAGUCAUUGUGACACUUAAUCUGAAGCAAAAACAAACGAAACAUGACGAACGAAAGGAGGAGGAAACGUGCAAUCCUUGCGAAGAAUAUCAAAAAGACAAAAACAUUUACAAGACGAAAGGAGAGGAACUAGAAGAAAUGCAGCAUGCAUGGGAGACAAAAAAGCGUCGCACAUCAAUUUUACCAUCGACAGAAGAGCAGCAAAAAAAUUACGUCUGUAUUCAUUUCCAUCCAGAAGAGUUUCCAGAUCGAAAAAAUGUUGAAGCAUUUCAUGAAAGUAGCAAAAAAGAGCCACACGAGCAUCAUCAGCACUUGCAUAAUGUGGGCUAUAAUGAAUGGAUGAAGAAAAUUGUAGAUCAUCACUCGUGUCAUUUGGCAUUAAGUGACUCCGGCAGUGAUUCUGAUGUGGCACUUGAUGAAGUGAAAAUGCUUCCGCUCUUUUGUGACGAGAAGUUGAAGAAGAGACGAAAGAAGAAAUGACUAGUUGCAAAAAGUUUGAGGAUUAAACUCCGUAAAUCUCUUUGUCGCGUUGUGGGAAGCUUGAAUUGUUGUAAAGCUUCAAAAGGAUGACUCUUUUUUUAAAAACGGAAGUUCCUGAUUCCGCGUUUGAUAAAAACUUUUGUGCCACAAAUUUUUGAUUUACUUCCUUUUUUUUCAUUUCUGUCUUUUUAGAUAAUUUUAAUAAAAUAUCGCCUUAAAGUAAGUGCAAGU